UUUAAACCUUGGCUUUCCACCCACCCAAAAAAAAAAACAGAGGAAAACAGAGCAAGUGAUCAAUGAGACCCUCCUUCGCGUCAGUUCUUGCCCUCUUAAUCUUCUUCAUUUUAGUCUCCCAGCCUCGCUUUGCCCGUUCUCGAGCUCUCCUAAUAUUUCACGACCAUGCAAAUAAUGAAGUUCCUGCUGCAGCUGGUUACUCUGCCUCUGCCACCACCACCACUGCUACUGCCACUAACUCUGUCGCCAGAGCAUCGGAGACGGUGAAGGAUCCUGACGGCAGAGGAGGGGGUGAUCAAGAUCCGGCGACGGCGGUUGUGAACAGUAACUUGGCAUCUGGGCCGAGCAGGAAAGGUGAAGGACACUGAUGAGUUUCCAUUUUCCAAGUGGGACGUCUUAUGUUUAUCAGGAGGGGUUAUACCUGUACACUAUACUGUACAUUUGUUGGUUAUUUAUUUAUUUAUAUGUGCUAGGACUCAUAGCAUAGGCAAUAGUGUUAGGAGGAUAUUAGUAUGACUAAUUAGAUCGGGCCGGGGAGCCAAGAAGAGGAAGGAGAAUUGGAUGGUGGAGUUCAUAUUCUUAAUAUUUGGUAGCAGAAGACAGAAGUUGAUGAUGUGUUACUAAGGAUUGUGAACAUAUUCUAACUAUUUUGCGUAAUGAUAGAAGUAGUGGUACCAAAUUGUUUCCACCUUAUCCUCCCACAAGAAGAGCUUUUCCAUCCUAAUUGGAAUCAUAAUUGCAAAUUCUCGCCUAUAAAAUUCUUGAGGAUGC
This is a messenger RNA of Linum trigynum, 771 nucleotides long. Lineage: Eukaryota; Viridiplantae; Streptophyta; Magnoliopsida; Malpighiales; Linaceae. The record is from the annotation of a GenBank genome assembly.